Kluyveromyces lactis is the source of this 1746-nucleotide messenger RNA. RefSeq lists its product as uncharacterized. The coding region runs from base 1 to 1746 and encodes 581 amino acids. The record is from RefSeq and is a predicted model, not a curated record. The transcript has a single exon. NCBI's taxonomy places the organism in Eukaryota, Fungi, Ascomycota, Saccharomycetes, Saccharomycetales, Saccharomycetaceae.
AUGGAGCAAUAUCUUAACUUAUCCGAUGAUGGCGAAGCACAGCCUAAUUUGGAUUUGGAAUUAAAAUCCUUCUUUGACUUUAGUCAAGAUUCAUCAAUUAACCAAGAUCCUUCUGCAGUUGGUCCCAACAAUACUGCUUAUUCAGAACAGGUUUUUCCUGAAUUCACAUUUGAAACUGAAUCUAGCGGAAAAGAGUUUCAAUUUGGUUCUAUUGCGGAGUUGUUACAGGACACACCAAUGAGUAGAGAUCUAGAUUAUUCCACAGCUACUGAGACGUCCACGCCACAUUUCACCUAUAUGGCAGAUAACUUCUUGGCUAGUAAUUACAGUUUGGAUGAAAUUGCUGCGUUACCGAAUACUAAUGAGCAAAUUACCAUUAGUAACACAAAUAAUAACAAAGGUAACUUGAUGCAUUUUUCUGUCGGUCAAUCGAUGUUGUGUUUUAAUAACGAUAUUUUUGACGGUAGAAGGGAAAGCUUUGUUUCCGAUACUGUUACUCCGAUUAGUUCCAACACAAAUUCGCCAAGGAGUAAUUCUGUCAAUAAUAAUAAAAUUAACAGAAUCAACAACAUGAGGGCACAGAAACCUAAUAAUGUGAGGUUUAGUUUCAAUCAUGUAAAUUCAUCUCCUUUUGCUGUUGGUAGCUCUUCCAGUAUUGCAGAAGUCUCCAUGGAUUCGAUGUUUCCACCCUCGCCCACGAAGACACCAACGAAAAUGUUGCCAAAAACUAAGAGAAGGAAAUCCUCGUCAUCUUCUUCAAGUUCAGUUUCAUCUCUAACUCAAGAUCUUUUGUCGAUGAAAGAUAGAAGAUGCAUCUUUAAACCAGCCCCAAAGAAAAAAUCAGAGCUUUAUCUAAGGCCAGAAAGAAGAUGCCCAAAAUUCGAGUUUGGAAUUCGGUCGGAAGAUAAUGUUAUCAACGUAACGUUCCAAGGUGGGUUCAUCAGAAAUACCAUCAUGGAUUGGUAUUUCCCCAGUGACAGCGCUCUUCCUUCUAAUUUUCAAGAUGUGACAAUCGAAUACGAUCAUGAUUAUUACGCUAAAAUGUUGAACCAUAUAAAUACCCAAAUCGCUAUGCAAAAUGACCCCAACAUUUCAAGUUUCAGGACAUAUUGGAAAAUCUUGAAGUGUCAAACUGGGCCACAUAUCAAAUUGCAGUUCAUUUCUGAAACAUUAGAUUGCGAUGUUAAUUUUUCGAACACCCAAUAUUAUUUUAACAUUGUGUCGAGAAUCGUCAGACCUAAAAGUUUCGGCCCAAUAGAAAGCGGUGCUAGGUAUAGGGCCAAGAUGGUGAAUGACAUGAAAUCGGACGAUAGUACUGGCAAGCCGAGAUGGUGUCAUUUUAUCACCAGUGCUGAGAUGAAGGGGAUUUUAGAUUUCAUCUUUGAUGGUCUUGAUUACAUAGCUAAUGAUGACACUUUGCCAGAUAAAUUAUCCAAAGGUAUAAAACCAAAUCCGUUCAAGCAGCAUGAAUCUAGGAUAAGAUCUCAUAUGGUGGGGUAUGUUUCCGGUAAAAAAUGUAUGAAAGAUGCUAAGAAUGUACUAACUGGUGAAAGGAAAGUCUUUGCCGAGGAAAUGUAUAAGCAGGUCAUCGGAUAUGACGAUAAAAGGAGACCGUAUAACACUUUGAAGGAAUUUGCUGUUAUGGAGGUUAAAUAUAUGAUGGACAACAUUGAAGAUUUGUUUGGAAAAUUCUAUUGGGUCGAUCCCGGAACUGUGCCCACCGGAGGGUAUAAAGUCCGCUUCUGA